AUGCGGACCACGCCCGUUCCGGAGCAGACGGAACCCGCGGCCGAAGACCUCCCGAAGCAGGAAAGCAUGGCGUCCGACUGCACCAGCUUCUGGCUCGUCUCGAGUGCCGACACGUGCAGCUCCAUCGCCUCCCAGGGCGACAUCACCCUGGCCGACUUCAAGGCCUGGAACCCGGCCGCCGAGGAUGCGUGCGACUGUCUCGAGCCCGACUUUUACGUCUGCGUUGGGUGGGGGGCCGGCACCAACACCGGCAAGUCGUCAUCGGCCACCGUGCCGAGCACCACCACAACCAGCGGGGCCGUGGCGACGCCCACGCCAAUCCAGGACGGCAUGGUGAGCGGGCGUAAUGAGAUGUUUGUUAUUAGUUAG
Molecule: messenger RNA, 369 nt
Organism: Colletotrichum spaethianum
Lineage: Eukaryota; Fungi; Ascomycota; Sordariomycetes; Glomerellales; Glomerellaceae
Product: lysM domain-containing protein
Exons: 1
Coding region: 1-369 (122 amino acids)
Source: RefSeq, a predicted model, not a curated record